AUGCAACCAGUCGUUGGUGAUUACCCAUUAGGUCGCACCAAAGCAUGGUCAACUGUUGUUGGAAGCUGCCUCUUGAUAUUUUUUGCUACUGGUCUUCCGACAGCAUUUGGUGUCUUCCAGGAUUUCUAUACACUUACAUGGUUGAACGACUCUUCUGCUUCGAAAGUCAGCUGGAUUGGCAGCACGCAAUUAUUUUUCGAACUAUCCUUCGCUCCGAUUGCAGGAAGCUUGUUCGAUUCCAAGCAUUUUCGAGCAUCAAUUAUUACUGGCUGUGCCUUAGUUUCCAUUAGCAUGUUCGCUCUCUCAUUUUCCAAACAGAACAAAUAUUAUCAGGUUUUUUUAUCCCAGGGGAUUGGUGUAGGACUCGGGAUAAGCCUGCUCUACUUACCUACUGCUGCAGUUGUGUCGCAGCACUUCCGAUCACGAAGAUCACUUGCUUUAGGCAUUGUCUCUUCUAGCGCGUCUUUGGGAGGCGUGGUUUUUUCAAUAAUGUUAAACAAACUCCUUCAUGGCACUAUAGGGUUUGCAUGGGCUGUCAGGAUAACCUCAUUCAUAAUCCUUGGCUGUAGCAUUGUUGGCAAUCUCCUGAUAGUGGAACCGAAACUCAUACAUUCACAACCACUUCAUCGGAAGGAAGAACACACAGCACUACCAAUAUGGGACUUGAUUUUUGCCCUUAUUCUGAUUAGUGCUUUCAUAGCAUCACUUGGGACUUAUUUUCCAAUCUUCUACAUCCAGCUUUUUGCCAAAAUGCAUGGAAUAGAUGACAAUUUAGCAUUCUACUCUGUUGCGAUUUUAAAUGCAGCAUGCAUGAUUGGACGUGUUGGACUUAACUUGUUUGCUGAUCGAUUUGGACCUAUGAACGUUUUAAUAGUCUGCCUCAGUGUGUGUGGUGGAGUGGUCCUCGCUAUGUUUGGUUGUACCCGAGCAGUUGGACUAGUUUUGUUUGCAAUCUUGCUGAAUGGUUUUCCGUGGACAAUAGUUUUGUCAGUCUAUCUUCCAACAAUUGCAGCCCUGCGCCAGGAUAACGUGGACAUUGGUAAACGUAUGGGAAUAUCUCUGGCUCCUAUUGGAAUCGCGUACUUAAUUGGAUCUCCAAUAAUUGGAGUUGCAUUGGGACCAAACUUUUCUUGGUGGAAGGGAAUCAUAUUUGCAGCAACUACAAUGAUCAUUGCUGUCAUAAUCCUAGUCAUUGUAAAAUUCCUUUCUUCAAAUGUUCUGUACAGACGCAGGGGCUGA
Molecule: messenger RNA, 1239 nt
Organism: Fomitiporia mediterranea MF3/22
Lineage: Eukaryota; Fungi; Basidiomycota; Agaricomycetes; Hymenochaetales; Hymenochaetaceae
Product: MFS general substrate transporter
Exons: 13
Coding region: 1-1239 (412 amino acids)
Biological process (GO): transmembrane transport
Cellular component (GO): fungal-type vacuole membrane
Molecular function (GO): transmembrane transporter activity
Source: RefSeq, a predicted model, not a curated record